Messenger RNA from Parasteatoda tepidariorum (common house spider), 5283 nucleotides. Its product is annotated as vesicular inhibitory amino acid transporter-like. NCBI's taxonomy places the organism in Eukaryota, Metazoa, Arthropoda, Arachnida, Araneae, Theridiidae. The record is from RefSeq and is a predicted model, not a curated record. Gene Ontology annotation, biological process: amino acid transmembrane transport. Gene Ontology annotation, cellular component: vacuolar membrane. Gene Ontology annotation, molecular function: L-amino acid transmembrane transporter activity.
AAGGAGAUAGCCCGGAUGUAAUGGGAAAAGGGAAAGUUAUGGCUACCCAUACAAGAUUUCACAAAAGAACAUCUCCAAAAAUAGUUCAUAAAUCCUACAAGACUACAAAUGAAUCAACAACUUAUGCUUGAACCUUCUUUCACUUUAGCCUGCAAUUUACCUGAAUAUUUUUUGUGCCAAAAGAUAAAUUUGGUGAAAAAUUUUAUUAAUUCAGAUACAAAUAUUAAAAUAUUAACUUUUCGCUGAUUAUAGUUGAUUUCAGUAAAAUAUUUUUUAAAUAUUUUUAAACAAAGUAUUUGUUUACUAAGAAAGCGCAAAAAGAAGAAUGCCACUAAAAUUCAAAUAUCAUUUUGAAGAAGUAUAAACAAAACUUAAUGAAGUGGGAAAUAAUCUAAACACUCUUCUACAUGUGUCUUACAUAUUAAGAAUCAUAAACGUACAUUGAUGUAUAUAAAAAUCACACCUGUCUUCCAAGAAAUCAAUAAAUUUAUCAGUAUUUUGCUGAAAGAUUUAUUUUUCAUCGAUGCCACAGUUUUGACUUCUGACUAUCACUUUUCAUCUUAUUAUAUUAUUAACAGCAAAUAAGUCAACAGGCUUACAAAGAAUGAUCAAUGAAUGAUCAUUAAUAUCCUCUUUCAAAGAGUAACGAAAUUAAAAUUGUCUUCCACGUUUGAAAUGAUACAUUAUUCAACGUCUUCCAUUUACAAAUUGUAAUAGCAAACGAGAAAAAAAGUGUUUUUGAUCUAACACAAGUAACAACGUUAGGAAACUUUUUCCAUGGUUAUACUGAAAUUCAAGAAAAAUUUAAAACUUGGCGAUAAGAAAGCCAAAUGUUCAAAAAAGUAUCGCUCGUUUUACCGUUUGAUGCUAAUUAGUGGAGGUGUGUUAAUGUUUGUAUACAUACUUCUUGUACUUAAAUGGCAAUUAAAUAGAUAGUGAUAUAUUUCAAAUUCUUCCAAUAAAAUAUGUUUAAUAUUUUUGAUAAUAUAAACAUAAUAAAAAACUAGGAUUAUCAAUACAAGCGACAAGCAUCUAAUCAACCAAAAUGGCACACCACAUCUUUAGCGCGUGGCAAACCGUCCGAUCCUAUUUACCAGGAUCGUGUGGAGAUAAAACUGAACUAGAUCACUUUGCCAAACAUGGCCACAGCAAGGCAGAUACAGAAAUGUCAUCUUUCCGACAUACAGAUGAAUCUGAUGAACCGAAGCAUAGAAUUGCUGGAACAGAAGAUUAUGAUAACAUCGAUGGGGAAGUACACAUGGCUGGGGAGUUUGAGGGUGAAUUCGGCGGAAAAGGAUGCAAAAUCGAUGAAUGGCAAGCAGGCUGGAAUGUUACUAAUGCUAUACAGGGGAUGUUUAUUGUAUGCCUGCCCUAUUCCGUUCUUUAUGGAGGAUACUGGGCCAUCUUUUCUUUAGUCUUCGUUGCUUACAUAUGUUGCCAUACAGGUAAAAUUCUAGUUGCAUGCCUAUAUGAAUUAAACGAUAAAGGAGAAUUCGAAAGAGUUCGAGACAGUUAUGUAGACAUUGCAGUUACUUGCCUUGGCGAGAAAUAUGGAGGUAAAAUGGUUAAUAUAGCUCAAAUAAUUGAGUUGCUUAUGACAUGCAUUCUAUAUGUCGUACUCUGCGGAGAUUUGAUGAUUGGAUCAUUUCCUGAAGGUCCCAUUGACCAAAGAUCAUGGAUGAUGAUAUCCACUAUGUUUCUCUUACCGUGUGCAUUUUUGAAAAAGCUGACAGCCGUUUCUCAAUUAAGCUUUUGGUGCACCAUGGCACACGCUUUAAUUAAUGUAAUCAUUCUUGGAUUCUGUCUAAUUAAGGCUCCAGAAUGGCAAUGGUCUAAAGUAACGUUCUCCAUAGAUACAGCCAUGUUCCCCGUUACAAUUGGAAUUGUCGUUUUCAGCUAUACCUCACAGAUUUUCUUACCAAGCUUAGAAGGAAACAUGAAAGACCGAUCGAAAUUCCACUGCAUGUUAGAUUGGAGUCACAUUGCUGCUGCAGCCUUUAAAGGUGGUUUUGCUUGGUUGGCUUUUCUCACCUUUGGCGAAGAAACACAAGAAGUCAUUACUAAUAACCUUCCAACAAAAGGUUUCAAAAUACUUAUCAACGUGAUUUUAGUAGUAAAAGCUCUUCUGUCAUACCCACUUCCAUACUUUGCUGUUUCUAAUCUUCUAGAAGCAGCUCUGUUCCAAGGUCAACCAAAAACAAAAUUCCCAUCAUGCUUAGCUCAAGAUGGCGAGCUACGUAUAUGGGCGGUUGCUUUAAGAGUGUUUUUGGUAAUCUUUACUAUGCUGAUGGCCAUCACAAUACCACAUUUUGCUAUACUAAUGGGACUUAUCGGUAGUUUUACAGGCACAAUGUUGUCCUUUGUUUGGCCUUGCUACUUUCACAUGAAAUUGAAACGUAAUGAUAUGACCAGAUUUGACGUUGCUUGGGAAGCUUUCAUAAUAGCUCUCGGUGUCAUAUGUGGAGUCAAUGGUAUUUAUUCUUCAGCUAAAGCACUUGUUGCUGCUUAUCAUAUUCCUUUACCAUAUCCUAAUGUAAGACCAACUUGAAGUUAAUUGAUCAAAUUGAUUCCUUAGGUGUGUAUAGGUUUUAAUGAAUGUUUAGAAGACUUUAAAUAAGUUAUAUUUAUAAGAGCAGUUGACGAUCUUUUGAACAGAAAGCACAACUUCGGGGAUUCAUUUUUCGAUUAUGUUGACGGUUUAAUAAAAAAAUGAGCAAAAUUGAGUUCGCGAAUUCAGAACUAUAAAUUACAGCGAUGUUGUUUUGGAGUGGUGCUAUAAUUCUUCUAAUGCCAAGUGUGAUAUGUGUCUUCCAUUACAUUCUAGACUAUUCAACACUUCCUAUUUCACUGCAGAAACAAGUUCUUUCUAUCCAAGUUUAUAGUAAUAUGUUGUUCUACGAAAGUUUAUUUAGUUCAAAACAAUCAGUUGUUGCGUUGAAUUCAGUACUGAAACUGUUUCGAAAUUAUGAAACGCAAAUUAAGAACUGUAUUAAAAACUAACAAUGCCACAAUUAAAUUUUACUUGAAAGGAGAAAAGUUCAUAAUUCCAUUCGAAAAAAUUCCCGAGAAACCCCCAUUUAUUAUUUUAAAAAAAGCUGUUAGUCAAACAUUUGUUAAAAAUUUCGCUCUUUUUAAUGGGAAAAUGUAAAGUCUGGGAAGAUGUAAACAUAAGUCUGGGAAGAACAUUAGCUUCAAAAUAUGCAAUGAUUUAAAACUUAAAUUUGUUUUAGAAUUUUGAAAUUAUUUUGUUUUCUCAAUAAUUUUAAUUACUUGAAAGAUAAUAUUAAAAAGUAUAAAUUGAUGUGAUACUUUCAAAGCACACUCAUGAAUUCUCAUGAUUAAUAUUUCGAAAUUCGAAUCUUCUAUUAUAUUAUAAAAUAGAAUAUUGUAACUACAAUACUCACAGAUGAAAAAAUAACUGUCACGAUAAAGAUUAAUUUUGAAACUAUAUCCAUGUUCUUCCAAGUAUGAGGAAAAGUAAAAAUUAUGCCUCUGCUUAUAUAAGUGUUCAACUGUUCAGUCUAUUCUCCUAUUGUUAUUACUCAAGUGAUGAGAAAAAUUUUACAAAAAAAAACUGUGCCACUGGCUAGAAUAACUAUGCAAUUUACAAUAAUAAAUUAAAUUUUUAUAGCAAGUCUUCCGAUAUGUGCUGAUUGAAUUAUUAAUUAAUUAAUUAUAAAAUUAUGUUUUCAAACUUUGAAAAUAUUUCUAUGAGAUACAGAAUGUCGUAGUAAAGGAUCAUACUAUACACCACAGGUGAAUUUCUUAACUCUCAAAAUAAUCAUCCAAAUCUGUGAUUUGACAGUUUUCAAAUUGUAAUUGUCUUCCAGCUGAUUGUGUAAUUAUUGAAUUGUGUAAUCGUACAGUUUCCAAAUUUUCAAAAUCUUCCAAGUGAUCGAAAAGUGCGAUUUGAAAGUUUCUAAUUUUUGUAAUCCUUCCAACCAAUCAAAUUGUAUGAUUCUUCAGUUUCCAAAUUGUGAAAGUCUUCUAUAUGAUCGAAUUGUGUGAAUUGACAGUUUUCAAAUUGUUAAAGUCUUCCAACUAUUCGAAUCGUAUCACUUGACUAUUUCCAAAUUGUAAAAGUCUUCCAACUGAUACAAUUGUGUGAUUUGACAGUCUUCCUAAUUAUGACAGUGUUUCAAUUCAUCAAACUGUGUUGUGAUUUAUCAGUCUUCCAAACAUGUUUCGAAUUAUUAAUUUAUUACUAUUUUAUUUUUUACAAAUUUUUUAUAAGCAUAGUAUUAGCUUAACCAAAAUGGAUGGUUAGCUAAAAAAUGUAUCAUAAUGUAAUUCAAAAUUAGAAAGAGAAAUAGUUUCAAAUUCGCCUAUUAUCAACCAUUUAUGCUUAUAUUAGGCUACGUUUACUAUUUUUAUUUAGUUCUUGUAGUGUAUGCUCUUAUUAAAUUUGUGUCUAGACAAUUUAAAUACCUAUCUCAUUAUGUGAAAAAAAACAAUGGUCACAUGUUUGUUACGUGACAUUGACUGUGAUGUAAAAAUAUGUUUUAUUUCUCAGUUAUUUUAAUUGUUUUCGAACACUACAUUUAUUUUUACCUAAACUUCUAGAUUAAUUACGGUUUUUAGUAAACAUAGACUCAUAAAAAAGGGAAUUAUUAAAAAAAAUCAGAUUUUUUGCAUUUUUAUGUCUAAUACCAAAUAAGAAAAAAAGAACUUGUAACAUUCAAGCUUAUCAUAUUCUAUGCCAAUAGUUAGCUUAUUUUUCAUUUCAGCAUUCCAUAUUAUCAAGUCUAAAAAUUUAAAAAAAAUAUUACAUUAAAAAUAUUUUCGCCUUUAUAAUUAUUCUUUAAAAUGCAUUUAAUAUGAUUGCAUUGAUAGUGACAAAAAGAUUGUCUUAUUGAAAAGUUAAAUAUUUUAGAGUCAAACUCGCUUUUACGUCGAAGUGAUUGCCUCUCGUUUCAGGUAUAUUGAGAUUUUUUGUAUUAUAUUAUAUAUUAAUAUUAUUUUCUUACAUGUACUAAAAUUAAAACUGAAGCAAAGUUACAUUGCAAGAAAUGAAUUUCGCUUGAAAUGUUUUAAUCAAUUUAAAUAAAUCAAUAAUGCAUAAUUUCUUAAUCGUAAAAUUUAUAUAGAGCAAUAAAUAUAGCAGAAAAGGCCUUCAUUGAUUUUAGAACUGAGUUCAAUUUCACAUAGUAUUUUAUUUUUAAAAAAAACAUUAAACUUAAUUUUCUUCUAAAAUCUAUUUUCGUACGCUUAUUUCUACCAUCAGAUUAAAAACCAAAUAUAUUUGGAAACUAUAAAUAUUGUAAAUAAUGUGUAUCUAGUAUA